This is a messenger RNA of Pseudozyma flocculosa PF-1, 207 nucleotides long. RefSeq lists its product as uncharacterized. The coding region runs from base 1 to 207 and encodes 68 amino acids. Gene Ontology annotation, cellular component: mitochondrion. Gene Ontology annotation, biological process: mitochondrial respiratory chain complex I assembly. Lineage: Eukaryota; Fungi; Basidiomycota; Ustilaginomycetes; Ustilaginales; Ustilaginaceae. The record is from RefSeq and is a predicted model, not a curated record. The transcript is spliced from 3 exons.
AUGAGGCCGACGCUGCAGACCCUCAAGAAGCGGGACAUGCAGCCCAUCCAGACCUUUGCAAAGGCCGCUGCCCAGUGCGCUGCCCCCGCAAAGGUGUACGGCGCCUGCGUGGCUGCCAACUACGAAAACGUCGAGCGAAACAUGUGCCACGCCGAGUUUGCCGCCUUCAAGGCCUGCGUCCAGGAAAAGCUCGGACGAAAGUGGUAG